Messenger RNA from Venustampulla echinocandica, 651 nucleotides. RefSeq lists its product as uncharacterized. The transcript is spliced from 4 exons. The record is from RefSeq and is a predicted model, not a curated record. Bases 1 to 651 code for a protein of 216 amino acids. Gene Ontology annotation, cellular component: mitochondrion. NCBI's taxonomy places the organism in Eukaryota, Fungi, Ascomycota, Leotiomycetes, Helotiales, Pleuroascaceae.
AUGGAUAGUGGCACUCAAGUCGUGGCCAAGGUUCCCAAUCCUAAUGCAGGGUUACCUCACUUUACGACCGCAAGUCAGGUUGCCACAAUGGACUUUGCUCGGAAUGUCUUAGGCAAUCCUGUUCCUAACAUCUUCGCUUGGAGCUCUAAAGCCGCCGAGAAUCCCGUUGACGCAGAGUACAUUAUCAUGGAGAAGUUGCAAGGCAUCGAGCUUGAACGUGUUUGGCUUAGUAUGGAUAUUCAAGGGACAACUAUAGAGUAUUUCCAAGCUGCAGUCGGUUAUCGAGAGCUAGCUACUGUGGUCCAGCUCCCUCUACCCAAGUCACCAAAUAACGCUUUACGGACCAGGAACCGCCUUCCGCUUUGGCAUAGCGAUUUACACGUCGGAAACAUUUUCGUAAGCCAGACCGAGAUUGUAGGUCUUAUAGACUGGCAGUCUACAGAAGUAGCACCUCUCUAUCUCCUUGCCUGCCAACCCUAUAUUAUUGAUUAUGAUGGCCCACCUGUCGUAGGCAUAGAACGGCCUCGAAAGCCAGAAGAUUACCAGCAGCUUGAUACCGACGCAAAGGAACGAGCAAACGCUUUAUACUUAGAAGAAUCCCUCUUUUCUCUAUACAACAGCUUGACCUGCAAGCAGAACCCACGACUUUGA